This is a messenger RNA of Xyrauchen texanus (razorback sucker), 1116 nucleotides long. RefSeq names its product C-type mannose receptor 2-like. The transcript has 5 exons. The record is from RefSeq and is a predicted model, not a curated record. Lineage: Eukaryota; Metazoa; Chordata; Actinopteri; Cypriniformes; Catostomidae. Bases 1 to 1116 code for a protein of 371 amino acids.
AUGAAUGGAACGGCAGGAAGAAUUCAGCUCAAUGAAUGUGUCUGCUCUGCUCAGAAGAAGAAAUCUGAAUGUGGUUUGCUGCGUCACUCCUUUUAUACACAAAUGGAGCGAUAUACUUUUAUCACUCUUUUUCUCUCAGCUGUUUUCAGUUUAUCUGCAUGUGUUCCAUGGCAGUAUCACUUUGUGAAUCAGAAUUUGAGCUGGACUGAAUCUCAGAGAUACUGCAGAGAGAAUUACACAGAUCUGGUCACCAUCAACAACAAGAACGACAUUGAAGAGCUGCUGAAGAGUGUGAAUGAUGAUCAAGUUCAGUUUGUCUGGAUCGGACUGCACAAGACAAACAAUAAGACAUUGAAGUGGUCUCUGGGUGACCCUGCAUUCUACACAGGAAAUGAUUUACAGUAUCGUAACUGGACAAAGGGACAACCAAAUGAUAAUGAAGACUGUAGCAAAAUGAAUACUGGAGGAUGGUUUGAUUCUAAUCACAGCACACAACACUUGCAGUUCAUAUGUUACAAUGAUGAACUGGUUUUGAUUAGAUUGAAUGUGAGUUGGAAUGAAGCUUUGAGAUACUGCAGAGAGAAUCAUGUGGAUUUGGUGUCAGUUCACUCAGAGCAGAUUCAGUGUCGGAUUAUGAAUGUGGUUAAAGACGCCUUGACUGCAGCGGUGUGGAUGGGUCUCCAUCACUCCUGCACUCUGGGCCUGUGGUUCUGGGUGAAUGGACAGAUCUUGUGUUAUCAGAACUGGGCUGCAGGUCACGGGACAGGACAGGAAGAUUGCAGCGAUGGAACGAGAGUUGGAGCAGUUCAGUCUGAAGGAGAUCAGCAAUGGAUCAGCCUUCCUCAAACUCAUAAACUCAACUUUAUCUGCACCAACAGAGAGAGAGAGAGAGUAAACCAAAUCCCCCUCUCUAAAACUUCCAAGAGUCACCUGUCGAUCAUGACGCUCUUUUUGGAGGAGUGCUGCAGCCUUCAGCCGUUCCUUGGCUGUAUCGAAUGCUACUUGCAGACGCUGCUGAUGCUCCUGCACCCAAUCAUUUAUCGACCCCACUGGUGUUUCCUUAACUCGACCAAGGAGAAAAUCAACAGGAAAAUGGGGCUCUUGGCCGAACAUUAA